Molecule: messenger RNA, 2890 nt
Organism: Pyrgilauda ruficollis (rufous-necked snowfinch)
Lineage: Eukaryota; Metazoa; Chordata; Aves; Passeriformes; Passeridae
Product: E3 ubiquitin-protein ligase TRIM7-like
Exons: 8
Coding region: 199-1824 (541 amino acids)
Molecular function (GO): zinc ion binding; protein binding
Source: RefSeq, a predicted model, not a curated record
AGGGAAAAGAACUUUGGCACGGAGGAGAGCGGCAGAGCCCGGGGAGGAGGAGGAGGAGGAGGGGGAGGAAGAGGAGGGAAAGACCCCGCUGGUGCCCAAAUGGGGGAGGGCAAAGAAUGGUAAGUGACACUGGAGGCGCUGGCGGCGACACAGGGGACAGAUGCGGCGGCGGGGAGCCGCAGCCCGAGCCCCGCCGCGAUGUCCGAGGCGGCCGCGGCCGCCGCCGGGUUCCUCCGCCGGCCCCGGUGCCGCUGGGACCCCGCGGGCAGCCGGCAGCUCGGCCCGUCCAGAGCCGGCCCCGCGCCAAAUCCCGGCCGGUCGGGGCCUUUCGGGGGGACGCGGCCGGCGGGCGGCUCCGCUGAGAGCCUUCCCCGCCGCAGGAGAGAGGCCAUGGCCGCCGCGUUCCUGCCCGGCAGCCUGCAGGACGAGGCCACCUGCUCCGUGUGCCUGGAGUUCUUCAAGGACCCGGUGUCCAUCGAGUGCGGCCACAACUUCUGCCGGGCGUGCAUCGCCAAGAGCUGGAGGGAGCUGCACGCCGACUUCCCGUGCCCGCAGUGCCGGGAGGUUUUCCAGCAGCAGAGCUUUCGCCCCAACCGGCAGCUGGCCAACAUGUCCGAGAUCAUCGGGCAGUUGGCGCUGCGCGGGGCCCGGGCGGCCGCGGAGGACGCGCUGUGCGCCAAGCACCGCGAGGCGCUCAAGCUCUACUGCAAGGACGACCGCCGGAGCAUCUGCGUGGUGUGCGACCGCUCCCGCGAGCACCGCCCGCACGCCGUGGUGCCCGUGGACGAGGCUGCCGAGGAGUACAAGGAGAAGAUCCAGGGGCGCCUGGAUUUCCUGCGGAAGGAGCGGCAGGAACUGCUGGAGUUCAAAGUGAACGACGAUAAGAAAACCCAGGAGCUGCUGAAAACCAUCGAGAGCGAGCGGCAGAAGCUGCUGUCGGACUUCGAGCGGCUGCGGCAGUUCCUGCACGACCAGGAGCACAUCCUGCUGGGGCAGCUGGACAAGAUGGAGAAGAACAUCGCCAGGAGGCAGAACGAGAACAUCACCGACCUCUCCAAGGAGAUCACGCUCCUCAACAAGCUCAUCGCCGAGCUGGAGGAGAAAAUCCAGCAGCCCAUGCUGGAGUUCCUCAAGGAUGUGGCGGGCGUCAUCAGCAGGAGCGAUGACGUGAAGUGCCAGAAGCCCGUCCCUGUCUGCACCGACAUGAAGAUGCACGUCUGCAACUUCUCCCUCAAAACUGUGGUCCUCGAGAAGGUCUUGAAGAAAUUCCGGGAACACCUGCAGGACGAGCUGGGAAGAGGUGAAAAAGAGGACCUGACCCUGGACCCCGACUCGGCCAACCACCUGCUGAUCCUCUCGGCCGACCUCAAGAGCGUCCGCAUGGGCUGCAGGAAGCAGGAGCUGCCCGACAACCCCAAGCGCUUCGACACCAACUCGCGGGUCUUGGCCAGCACGGGCUUCAAGUCGGGGCGGCACUACUGGGAGGUGGAGGUGGGGCCCUCGGACGGCUGGGCCUUCGGCGUGGCCAGGGAGUCCGUCCGCAGGAAGGGGCUGACGCAGUUCUCCCCCGAGGAGGGCAUCUGGGCCGUGCAGCAGAACGGGGGCCGCUACUGGGCCGUGACGUCGCCGCAGCGCACGCCGCUGUGCCUCAGCCGCAAGCUGAGCCGCGUCCGCGUCUACCUGGACUACGAGGGCGAGGAGGUUUCCUUCUACGACGCCGAGAGCAUGCAGCACAUCUUCACCUUCAACGUGGCCUUCCAGGAGAAGGUGUUCCCCCUCUUCUCGGUCUGUUCCACCGUCACCUACAUCAAGCUGUGCCCCUGAGGCGCCUCGGGGAGCGGCGGGGACGGGCCUGGGUGAGCUCAGGGGACUCGGAUCAGCCUGGCUUUGGUGGGACGUGGGCAGUGGGGUGGCCAGGAGAGCACCACAAGGAGGGUCUUCGGGGAGGAGAGACGUCCAGCAGCGCCCAGAAGUUGCGGUUGCCAGCUUCAAGGAAGGUUGUGGUCACCAACUCAGAGAGCGUGGCCACCAACCCAAGGGCUGCGGCCACCAAUCUGAGCUCAGCCCUGGCCGCGGUGACGAGCUCAGCCAGUCAGUGGGAAGGAACCCUCCAGAAGUCAUUUGUGGCUCCAGGUCUGACCCUGGAUGGGGGCUUAAGGCUCUGUGGGAAGGUCUGGAGUGGUUCCUCCACCCCUGUGGAAGUGACAAUGGGCUGGGAAAUGGAAUAUUUAUGGGGGACAGUGGGACAGGUAGGGUUGAGCAGGAAUCUUGGGGCAUCCAUCCAAAACAAAGCUCCUCUGUUUGUCCACAGAGAAGAAAUCCAGUCAGAAAUCUCCUGUUUCCUUCUCCCACAUGGGGAAAUGAUUUUCCCCCAAAAAAGCUGUUUUUGGGGUGUUGUGAGAGUUGUCUGAGCUGUCCCAGGUCAGACCUGCCCACUGUGGAGGAGCCUCGGUGGCUUUGGCUGCUCUCCCUCCCUGGUUCUCCACCCACAGCUCCUCUGGAAAAGGUUAAAAGGUGCUUUUUUUUUGGUUUUUUUUUUGUUUUUUUUAACUGAUGUUUGUCCUGCUGGACCUGAGCAAGGCCCACGUUUGUCCCUCUGGUGCUCCCGUGCUGAGGCUUUUCCGGGGACAAAAUAUCCCUCAUGGUUCUUCUCACGCUUUGCGUGGAUUUAGGUGCUGAACCUUGUGUUCCCUCAGGUUCUCAGCAAAAUCACCUGUUUAUCCUCAUUUCUUGUUUGUUUUUUUCCUCUGGAAACCCUCGGUCUCUGCCAAGGAGCUGACGCUGAACUCGCAUUUGCUUCAUCCCCUCUGGUUUUGCCGAAACAAAGGAAAAAAAAAAAAGAAAAAAAAGCAGCUUUAAAAAACAAUAAAUUAAAAAUAAUAAAUUAAAA